This is a messenger RNA of Loxodonta africana (African savanna elephant), 4521 nucleotides long. It is a transcript of the gene TMEM91, whose product is annotated as transmembrane protein 91. The transcript is spliced from 4 exons. Lineage: Eukaryota; Metazoa; Chordata; Mammalia; Proboscidea; Elephantidae. Bases 190 to 708 code for a protein of 172 amino acids. Gene Ontology annotation, cellular component: intracellular membrane-bounded organelle; membrane. The record is from RefSeq and is a predicted model, not a curated record.
CCGCGCGCUGCGGGCCCGGGGUGAUGAGGGGGUGUAGAGCGAGUGCGCAUACCCGGCUCCCCCAGGCCUGGACCCCGUGAGCGCCCAGCUCACGGAGCCCCCCCACUUAUUGGGGUGCAGGGUCGGGGGACCCAGGAGGUCCCGGAGUGCAGCCGGUACGGAUACGUGUCCAGGAGACUCCCCUUAGCCAUGGAUAGCCCCGGUCUUCGUGAGCUCCAGCAGCCUCUGCUGGUGGGCGCAGGCUGUGAGCCCCCUGCCCAGAAGCCUGGCAAGGCUGAGCUGGGGCCCCCUUUGAGGGAGACAGCCUUUGCAGAGUCUCUGAGGGGUUGGCAGUCCCCACCACCACCUCUUCCCUCUGUGAGCGCUGGCCUGGGGGAACUUGGGCACCUUGACCUUGAGGCCACGUCAUCCAGUGACAGUGACUCGGACUGGGAUGGGGGCGGCCGUCUCUCCCCGCUUCUACCCCACGACCACCUCGGCUUGGCCGUCUUCUCCAUGCUCUGCUGUUUCUGGCCUGUGGGCAUUGCCGCGUUCUGCCUGGCCCAGAAGACCAACAAGGCUUGGGCCAAGGGAGACUUCCAGGGGGCAGGGGCUGCCUCCCGCCGUGCUUUCCUGCUGGGGGUCCUCGCUGUCGGGCUGGGCGUGUGUAUGUAUGCAGCUGCCCUCGUGACCCUGUCUGCCUACCUUGCCUCCCGAGACCCGCCCUAGCUGCCCCUGCAUCCCCCCCAGUGAACCCGUAAGCUGGCACCCAGUGCGUCCGUGGGUAGCGUGGAGAAAUCCAGGUGGAUGGAGUUGGCAGAAUCAGCCAAAAACCAGAGCGAGUUGGACAUCCCCUUCCCCUUCCUGGUCAUCGCUCACCAAGAACGUGAGAUUAAACACCAGACUCCUUUGCAGCCAAACCUGCGUCUGUCCGUGUGUGUGGGGAUGGUGGGUGGGGCCUAGGGGCACCUGAAGCCUGGAAGGGACCAGUAAGGGUGAGAGCCUGUGGUGGGCAUCCCCAGGGUGCUUUCCGACACCUCCAAACCAGAGAAGGUGGAGCCAGCAGGGCCAAUGCCAAAUUGCAGAAUGUUCUCUUCACAACGUGGGUGGCCUAGUAUCACAGUUCAGAGAAUCGGGGAGAGCUGGACUCCAGCUCCUUACCCCUGCACUUGCUGGCUGUCUAACUUUGGCCCAAGUUAUGUCUCUUUGAACCUCACUUUUUCUCAUCUGCAAAAUUGGACUGAUUUUCUCCACACCUCAGGGCUGUAGUGAGGAUUAAAUGUCACAUGGGUGAACAGCUGUCUCCCUCUGAGCUCUUUUGAUAACCUGUGGCAGACAUUCAACUCACACUGCAACAAAGGGGGAAUUAGAAAAUUGAGGUAGUAUUGGCUUCAGGCAUGGCAAGAUCCAGGGGUCCAAAUGAUUUUUUUGCUCUACUGCUCGGUCUUUUUCUCUGUUGGCUCAUUCUGUGUCAGGCUCACCCCCUUUGGGAGAGAAAUGGUCCCAGCAGCUCAGGCAACUUCAGUGCCUCAGAGAGGUCCCCUUUCCCAGGCUUGAGUCUCACUGGCCCGGUCUGGGGUGGGAGGCAGCCCCGUCUGAAUCGAUUGGGAGAGGAGUGGGUCCUUAUGGAAACAUCAAAGUGCUGGAACCAGAAAAGCGGCAGGGGCACACUGGGCAGGCCACACAGAUGUCUGCUAAAGUGCUCAAGAGACAUGCAGCAAGUGCUCCAUGAACGAGGACAUUGGUGGUUCAGGGGUAGAAUUUUUGCCUUCCAUGAGGGAGACCCGAGUUUGAUUCCUGGCUGAUGCACCUCAUGCGUAGCCACCACUUUCCUGUCGGUGGAGGCUUGUGUGUCGCUGUGAUGCUGAACAGCUUUUUGCAGAGCUUCCAGACUAAGACAGACUAGGGAGCAAGGCCUGGCGAGCUACUUCUGAAAUUCAGCCAGUGAAAACCCUAUGGAUCACAGUAGUCCGUUCCCCAACCGUUAGUGGGGCUGGUGCAGGAUCGGGCAGUGUUUCCUUGUGUUCUGCGUGGGGUUAUUGUGAGUUGGGGGCCGACUCAAUGGCAACUACAUUAUAACAAAGUGAUAGUUCUGUUUUCUUACUCAGUUUCAUGACAUUACAAUGGAUCUUGCUAGCGGAAAACACCAUUCUCCACUUGGCCUUCCCCCGAUUGUCUCAUGGGGCAUAAUUUCAAGCUCAAGAGAUUUAUGAGUUUCCUUCUUGGUUAUAGGGGAGUAUGAUGUUGCUCACCCAGUGAGACAGUUGUGGGGACUCUGUGACGUAGUUCAAGCACGUGAAGCCUGCAGCAGGUGGCCUGACAGAUGUGUUGUUUUCAUCACAAAGAUAGAUAGCUGCCAUCGAGUUGACUCCUACUCAUGGUGACCCUAUGUUUAACAGAACAAAACGCUGCCUGGUCUUGUGUUAUCCUCACCAUCUCUGGCACAUUCCAGCCCAUCACUGCAGCUGUCGUGCCAUUCCAUCUGUGAUGGUUAAGGUUGUGUGUCAACUUGGCUGGGCCAUGAUUCUCAGUGGUUUGGCAGUUGUGAUGCAGUUUGGCAGCAAUGCAAUGAUGUAAUCAUCUCUAUAAUAGGAUCCGAUAUAAUGUAAUCACUUCCAUGAAGAGAUCUGUUCUGAGCAGCCCAUCAGCUGAAAGGGAGUUUCCUUGGGGGUGUGGCCUGGAUCCAAUAUAUGUGGACUUUCUGGCAAAGCUCGCUGGCUUGUGCUCUGCUCUGGAUCCUGCAUCUGCCUCAUCAUCUGACGUCUGGUUCUUGGACCUUGAGCAGCUUACCUGCCAAUCUUGGGAUCCAUCAGCCUCUGCAGCCUGUGAGCCAGCAGCCUGCUGUCUGACCUGCAAUCUUGGGUUCCUCAGCCCUGCAGCUACUUGACUCAUAAGGAGCCUCCAGCCUGACCCACGACUUGGGACGUUCCAGCCUCUGCAACCACGAGCCAUUUCCUUGAUGUAAAUUUCUCUAUUUACACACGCACGCGUGUGCGCGCUGUGGGUACCUAACUCUGCCCCACCUCAAAAUAACCCCCUCCACAACCCCCUCCACCUCAAGGGCUCCUGGUGGCACAGUGAUUAAGAGCUUGGGUGCUAACUGAAAGGUUGAUAGUUCAAACUCACUAGCCGCUCUGCGGGAGAACGAUAUGGCAGUCUGUUCUGGUAAAGAUUACGGCCUUGGAAACUCCAUGGGACAGUUCUACUGUGUCCUACAGGGUCGCUGUGAGUUGUAAUGACUCCACAGCAAUGGCUUUGGUUUGGUUUUGGGUACCUCUGGCUCAGUGCAUUGAAACUGUGGUGGUGCAGUGGUUAAGAGUUCAGCUGCUAACCAAAAGGAUGGCAGUUCAAAUCCAUCAGCCACUGCUUAGAAACCCUGUGGGGCAGUUCUACUCUGUCCCAUAGGGUAGCUAUGAGUUAGAAUAGACUUGACAGCAAAGGGUUUUUUCACUGGUAUUGUUCUCUGGAGAACCCAGCCUAAGACACCACCUCACCAAGGGUGAGAUAUCCUCCUCCAGCGACUGAUCCCUCCAGAUGACAUGUGUCCAAAGCAAGCAAGUCAGUCAUUGCUCUGUUGUGAUCCAUAAGGUUUUCACUGGUGAUUUUUGGAAGAUUUCCAGGCCUUUCUUCCUAGUCUUUGUCUGGAAGCUCUGCUGAAACCUGUCAGUCAUAGCUUCCAGCAUCACAGCAACAAGCAAGCCACCAAGGUACAACAGACAGAUGGGUGACAGCAUUUUCAUCAUAAACCCCUCCCCCCAAAGUCAGGUCCCUAUGGGAUCCUCUGACCAGGAGGCCCAAUUGCGGGCUAGUCACUCCCUGAAGGAUUCCCACUAAAAACCUGGGUCAGGGGACAGCAAAUGGCAACUAAAGCUGCACCCCCGUUCCCAAAUGCCCUUCAGGAGUGCCUCCACCCCACUUGAGAACCAAGAGUAGCAACCCCUUCCAUUCACAGAUGGGGAACCACAGCCCCAAAUGUGUGCGAGUGUGGGAAUGGCCGCCUCCCCGGGUUCUGUCUGCUUGAACUGUGAGGGCUCUGGAACAGGACUGCCUGAGGAGAACCCAGGCCCGCCUCUGACGAGCUGGUGACUUCAGGCGCCUGCUCCUCAUCUGUGAAAUGGGGGCUCUAAUAGCAACCCCCCCUCACAGGGUUCUUGGGAGGAUUAGGGAAGUGGUUGUAAACAGAUUCUUCUCUGAGGUGCCCUGCCCUCGCUCACUCUCCUCCAGCCACACCGGCCUCUGGCCUGAAUGCGAGUCUUCCCCCCACAUAUCUGUGUGCUUGCUCCUUCCCUCCUUUGGGGCUUCUCUGGGAGGGCUCCCUGACCAUGCAUUAAGCCUGCAUUCCCCCAACCAACUCUUCCAUACCCUGCUUCCUCACUUUCAUUUUUUCAUAGCAUUUAUCUUUGUCUGAUAAACACCAAUUUUAUUUGUCCAUCUCUCCACUAUUCCCUGAAUUUGGGACCUGGGUCCUAAGAGGGCCUGCCCACAGUAGGUGCUCAACAGGUGUUUGUAGGAAUGAAUGCGUACUGAUUAAUUCAUCCAGUA